AUGAUUAGUGAAGCUUGGAGCGAAGUGACAUGCAGUAACAUCAGAAAUUGUUGGAACAAAAUCAUUUCAAAAACAGAUGAAGAAGAAGAACAAGAAGAGGAAGGAAACCUUGUACCUGAAAUGCAACAACUUUUGACGAGCAUUUCGGAGCAUAAUGUAACCUCCGAAGAAGUUGAAGAAUAUUUGAACGAGUGUAGUGAGGAGGGAGAAACAUAUUCAAGAAAGAUUGAUGAUACGGACGAAAGCAGGGACAAAACAAGGAUGAAGAAAGGGUUGAAGACAAGGAUGAAGAAAGAGAAGAACCAUGGGAAGAAAAACAGGAAGAAGAAAGCAACGAAUGUGACAGAACACAAGAACGUGGGAUCCCAGUAA
This is a messenger RNA of Osmia bicornis bicornis, 372 nucleotides long. RefSeq lists its product as uncharacterized. The transcript has a single exon. Lineage: Eukaryota; Metazoa; Arthropoda; Insecta; Hymenoptera; Megachilidae. The coding region runs from base 1 to 372 and encodes 123 amino acids. The record is from RefSeq and is a predicted model, not a curated record.